Molecule: messenger RNA, 672 nt
Organism: Dentiscutata heterogama
Lineage: Eukaryota; Fungi; Glomeromycota; Glomeromycetes; Diversisporales; Gigasporaceae
Source: the annotation of a GenBank genome assembly
AUGUUAAAUUUAGAUGGGUAUGAUCUCGUAAUGCUUUCGAUGGUUAACAAAUCGAUUCGAUCUCAAACCAAAGAUAAUUUAUUAUGGCGUAAAAUUUGUUUUCGAGAAUUUCCUAAUGAUAUCAUACGGAUGAAUUAUGAAGGAAAAGAUAUAAGUUUGAAUAAUAAUAAUUGGUUUAAUCUCUGGAAAGAAAUUGACAAGAAAAAUUCAACAAUAAUCUUUGCUGAACAACCGCAAUUCAGUCUCAUGAUUCCUCCGUGUUGGACAAAAAAUGAAAGUGAUGGCUUACAUCCUAAAAUAAUCAAGACGACAAUGCCUUAUUUUGAUGUACACGCAAUAUUCGGUACACUUAUGCCAGGCAUUUACCAAAUGGUAUGGGAAAUUAAAAUUGGUUCACUAAAAAACGGUCAAAAUUUUAAAUUCAUUACAAAAGUUUCAGAUAAAGAUUGGAAAAAGACAAUAAAUUAUGCUUAUAAACCAAGACCUUACGAGAUUGAGAACUUAUCAAAUAAAGGAUGGUUAAAGUUUAAAGUACCAACUAAAAUUUUUGUUCAAGAAAAUUCUAACGUUAAAACUGAAUUGAGAAGAUACACUAAUUUAGAAGAAAACGAAAUCUCAUUAUGGAUUAAAUCAAUGGAAUUAUAUUCAGUACAACUUGUAAGAUGUUGUUAA